Molecule: messenger RNA, 4167 nt
Organism: Carlito syrichta (Philippine tarsier)
Lineage: Eukaryota; Metazoa; Chordata; Mammalia; Primates; Tarsiidae
Gene: PCYOX1
Product: prenylcysteine oxidase 1
Exons: 5
Coding region: 121-1407 (428 amino acids)
Biological process (GO): prenylated protein catabolic process; prenylcysteine catabolic process
Molecular function (GO): prenylcysteine oxidase activity
Source: RefSeq, a predicted model, not a curated record
GCGAUUAUCGGAGCUGGAAUUGGUGGCACUUCAGCAGCCUAUUACUUGCGGCAGAAAUUUGGAAAAGAUGUGAAGAUCGAUGUGUUUGAAAGAGAAGAGGUGGGGGGCCGUCUGGCCACCAUGUCAGUGCAGGGGCACGACUAUGAGGCAGGAGGUUCUGUCAUCCAUCCUUUAAAUCUGCACAUGAAGCGUUUUGUCAAAGACCUGGGUCUCUCUACCGUUCAGGCCACUGGUGGCCUGUUGGGAAUCUAUAACGGAGAGACUCUGGUGUUUGAGGAGAGCAGCUGGUUCAUGAUUAACAUGAUUAAACUUGUUUGGCGCUAUGGAUUUCAGUCCCUCCGCAUGCACAUGUGGGUAGAGGACGUGCUAGACAAGUUCAUGAGGAUCUACCGCUACCAGUCUCACGAUUACGCCUUCAGCAGUGUAGAAAAAUUACUGCAUGCUCUAGGAGGAGAUGACUUCCUUGGAAUGCUUAACCGAACACUCCUUGAAACGCUGCAGAAAGCAGGCUUCUCUGAGAAAUUCCUUGAUGAAAUGAUUGCUCCUGUCAUGAGGGUCAAUUAUGGUCAAAGCACGGACAUCAAUGCCUUUGUGGGGGCAGUGUCACUGUCCUGUUCUGAUUCUGGCCUUUGGGCUGUAAAAGGUGGCAAUAAGCUUGUUUGCUCAGGGCUCCUUCAGGCUUCCAAAAGCAAUCUUAUAUCUGGCUCAGUCAUGUUCAUAGAGGAGAAAACAAGGACCAAGCAGACAGGAAAUCCCACAAAGAUGUAUGAAGUGGUCUACCAAACUGGAUCUGAGACCCAUUCAGACUUCUAUGACAUCGUCUUGGUGGCCACUCCGUUGAAUCGAAAAAUGUCCAAUAUUACUUUUCUCAACUUUGAUCCUCCAAUUGAGGAAUUCCAUCAAUACUACCAACACAUAGUAACAACGUUAGUGAACGGGGAGUUGAAUACAACUAUCUUUAGCUCUAGACCUUUAGAUAAGUUUGGCCUUAGUACAGUUUUAACCACUGAUAGUCCAGAUUUGUUCAUUAACAGUAUUGGGAUUGUGUCCUCUGUCAAGGCAAAGGAAAGUCUUCAGCCGUCAACACACGGAACUUAUGUUUGGAAGAUCUUUUCCCAAGAAACUCUUACCAAAGCACAGAUUUUGAAGCUCUUUUUGACCUUUGAUUAUGCUGUGAAGAAGCCAUGGCUCGCUUAUCCUCACUAUAAGCCCCCGGAGAAAUGUCCCUCCGUCAUACUCCAUGACCGACUUUAUUACCUCAGUGGCAUAGAGUGUGCAGCAAGUGCCAUGGAGAUGAGUGCCAUUGCCGCCCACAAUGCGGCGCUCCUUGCCUAUCACCGCUGGAACGGGAACACAGACAUGAUUGACCAGGAUGGCUUAUAUGAGAAGCUGAAAACCGAGCUAUGAGAUGGCACGAUCUCUCUUGUCCCCUACUUCCAAGUGAAGAUCACUGGCAAGAGAGAAUAGCAUCUGAGCAGAGAUAAUUUUGAAUCGGAUCUUUCGCCAUCAUCAUCGUUUAAAAGUAAUCCCUGUGGGUCAAGAAUAUGCGAGGUUCUGGUUACGUGUGAAGCUGUAACUGUUGCACUUAGGCAAUCUCCAACAUUUCUGAACUAUACUUUCAGUAUUCAUCAGCAGUGUUUCCCAAACUUGUCUGCUCGUGACCUGGAGCUUGUUAAACAACCGGAUUCUCAAACUCCUCUCUGGGAGAUUCUGAUUUGGCAUCUGGGGGUGGGGCCCUGGAUUUUAAUCAGAACUGUGGAGCAUUUUAACCUGAGGGAGAACUUAAAGACAUCUUAGCUGGGGACUAGUCCAUUUGAGCUUUACAAUUGGAUGUGAUCUUCAGUCAGAUAAAACGAGUAUGGGAGUUUAGUGUCUUAGGCCUUGCUCUUAGUAAUUUUAUACUGUUUUGAAGUAAAUGUGCCCAUGCCUAAAGCCUUGACUUUCAGAAUGUGGUCUAUCGAUUGUUUCUGUGUUAAUUUUAUAAGGGGUGAAAUUUAGAAUUCUUAGUAUUACAACCUUAAGAAGUCAUAAAAAAAACUCAAGUAAAUUGAAAAGCAAAUAUGUGCUAUUUAAUCAAGAAACUGGCAUUCUAUUAAAUCCUCACUUGUGCUUUUCAAAAUACCGAGACACCCACAACCAGGGAUUCAGAUUUAAUGGAUUGAGUACACACCUUGGCAUGGUAGCUUUGUAAAGUUCCUAACGUGCAACCAGGCUUGAGAAUCACUGAGGUUGGGCAAAAUGUCUACAAAGGGUUUUUAGUGCCUUGAAAGUCCUAAGAAACCCAAUCCAUAUCAAAGCAGAUCUAUUUGCAAGGAAUAACUUCUCUCAACGAGAACUUUAGUAGUAAUCUUGAUAAGAAGCAUUGACAGUCUAACUGCAGAGGCAACUUAGGUAACUCUAGAGCAGUUGGCACUAGAACAGCAUAUUCAGAAUCUCAGCAAGCCUGACUAAAUCCAGCAUAUGUUCAAAGUGUUAACUGUUUCAAAGUUAUUGUAGCAUUCUAGGUGAGCAAUUGGUUGCUGAAACCUUAAGACAGUGACUGUCAACCUUUCUGCAUGUUGGAAUCACUUGUAGGGCUUUAGUGUGUCCCAAAUAAUACCAGUAUGCAGCCAAACUUGAGCUGGUUUUACAUCUACAGUACGAAGAUCAUGACUGGUUGUUAGAGCCGCUGGUGGUACACAAGUAAAAACUUGAGAAUUAAAAAUAAAAUUGCAACCAAGUUAACACAUACUAUUAGUUUAAAAAAAGUCUUUCACCAGAUUCUGGCAGUAGCUACUUUAGCAAAAUAGCAUGAGAACAUUGACUCAGUAAAAAUUUCAUUCCUACUACAGUUGUGAAUAUUAAUAUGCUGAUAAACUGCCAAGAUAUAUUUGAUAACAGAGGCAGGGGUUAAACUCAUGGUUUGUCAAAGGGUCAGCUUUUCUCUAAUUUUAUUCUUAACAUGUUAAGAGGUAUUCAUAUUUUCCUUUUGUGGUUUUAAUGAAGACAAUUUGUAGAGAAUGUAAUACUGUUAUGUAUAUUGCUAAAUAUUGGUAAAUAAUAAUAAGUUAAUUUCUAUCAUUUGUAGACUUGUUUUGCAAUGAGAUAUAUUUUUAAAAGUAUACCGAUUUAAAAUGUUAAUGGUAUUAUAUCAAACCUAUUCUGGUUUAAUUUUUCAGGAGGGCAUGAGAUUGCUUUCUCAAAACCAAUACAGGUCUUCAAUACAUCAAACAUAUUAGGCAGUUUUAAUACAACUAUAGUAUUAAAAGAAUACUUUUUUACUGGGAGACAAAUACUAUCAGAGCCUGCUACUCCAGGCAUGUUAGGUCAUUUUAAUGCAACUAUAGUAUUCAAGAAUAAUUUUAUUGGAAGAAUACUGUCAGAGCUUUGUUAUUUCAGGAGACUGCUCUAGUCCUCCUUUUACAGAAGAGACUGGUAAAAAUGACGCAAGAACUAAGGAAAGCCAGCACUACUCUAGUGGUUCUCCAGCUGAGUAAGCAUGAGAAUGACCUGGAGGGCUUGUGAAAACAAAGCCUGGGCCCCACCCUCAGAGUUUAUUCAAUAGCUUUGUAGUGGGAUACAAAAAUUUGCAUUUUACUAAGUUCCCAAGCAUGCUACUAUUCGAGGAGCUACAUUGGAGAACUAGUACUUUAUCCCCGCUCUACGUUAUUGCAAAAAAUCACCGCCGAUGAAGACUUACAGAGCUGCUGAAGAAUGGAAGAAAAAAUGGACUUUGCAUUAAUUCUCCUUAGCAUGAUUGUGUUUAAUCCUGCUGUUCUUGUUAUAAACAUUUUCUAUAAGACAUGCCAUUUGAGAGAGAUAUAUAUAAAAGUUAUUCAUUGUGUUGUUUUACAAGAACUUUACCCACUUGUGUAUAUUCCAUUCUGUGCAGUUUUAAAGUGAUUCAAGAUUUGCAGGCUUUUUACCAGAUUACAGAAAGAAGAGGCCUUCCUCAAGCAUUUGUUUGGUAAGGCUUCUUAAGGUCAGGUUUAUAAUGCAACCAUCUGUAAUAUCUCUCUCACUUGAGCUUUCGGACCAUAAAGAAUAUAUUGUGAACAGCACUUUCACCGUCCUUCUCUACUCACAAAGAACCACAAUACACUGGAAUGUUUUUCUCUGGAAUCCUUUCUACUUUUGUUCAAAAAUUUCCCCAGUUACUCAUGUUCAAAAUAAAUAAUUACAUCAUUA